AUGAGUAAUAGUUUCUUACAAGAAAUAUAAACAUCCUAUCAAAAAACUAUUACAAAAAGCCAAAAUGUCCAGAGAACAACUGAUGUUGAUUUCCAAGAUGCGGUUCAAAGAUAUGAAUUGAGAAGAUCUUCAAAGCCAAAGAAGUAAAUAAUCAAUUAAAAAAAUGGGGUCGUUGAAAAUUAAUAUAUGCAAAUAGCAACAGAUGAUGAUGCAAACAAUUAUAAUUUCCACAGUUCAAGUCAUUCAUAAAGAAUUGUCCAAAAAUACACCAAUAUUAGUAGUGCUAAUGAAGUCCAUAAGUACAAUGUCUAGGAAGUUAGGGAUGAUUAUGAAAGGGGGAAAUGUAUGUUCUAAACAAUGUUUAAUAGCUUUAGGUUAAUUAUCUAAAUCUGAGAAGAGAAACUUUGCAGCUCCCAUGAUUGAAUAUGAAGAAGAAUACACAUAAUAAAAAGGGAGUGUAUUAAAUUAUAAUGCCAUUUAAAGUAAACUUAAAUUGAGUAUUUUAGCUUAAUAAAUUGCAUAUUAGAUUGAUUAUGAAUAAAUAAAAGAAGAUUGUUUAGAUAGGAGUGACCAAUUCAAACGUCCAUAGAGAGAGGACGAUGAAUAAAUAGAAUUAAUGGAUAGCGAUUACGUAUCUUGCCAAUUAUUUUGA
Messenger RNA from Paramecium octaurelia, 652 nucleotides. The record is from the annotation of a GenBank genome assembly. NCBI's taxonomy places the organism in Eukaryota, Ciliophora, Oligohymenophorea, Peniculida, Parameciidae.